Messenger RNA from Betta splendens (Siamese fighting fish), 2885 nucleotides. Its product is annotated as serine/threonine-protein phosphatase with EF-hands 2-like. Bases 785 to 2824 code for a protein of 679 amino acids. Gene Ontology annotation, molecular function: protein serine/threonine phosphatase activity; calcium ion binding; Hsp90 protein binding. The transcript is spliced from 15 exons. Gene Ontology annotation, biological process: detection of stimulus involved in sensory perception; negative regulation of MAPK cascade. The record is from RefSeq and is a predicted model, not a curated record. Gene Ontology annotation, cellular component: cytosol; nucleus. Lineage: Eukaryota; Metazoa; Chordata; Actinopteri; Anabantiformes; Osphronemidae.
GCUAUGUUUAGAAUGGGGGAGUCAAACAAACAGCUGGCGCUCCCGUUUCCUAACUCAUGCUGCGGCUCCUGUGUUAUUUUAGGAGUAUGUCAGACUCUAGUGGUAGAUGACCACUUAACUGUAUUCUGUCCUAUGAGUCACAGCUGUUAAUCGCUGUGACUCAUGUGUGGAUGUGAGUCGUAGUGAGGUUUAAUCCUAAGCCGCUUGUGUCCACCGGCAGAUGCAGUCAGAGCACGUCUGCACUGAGCUAAUAGGAAAUGGAAGAAUCACAGUCGUGAGCCCUUCGUCACAGCGUGGCCGGAAAAAGCUGUACACAUAGAGAAGAAGAAGGAGAUUUUUGAAGACAGGAGGAGAAUGAAAGACAAGUAACGCAAGCAGGUACAGCUGGAACUGCUCUGUUUUAGAGUCUGUGUGUGUAUUAAGUCGGAACCAAAAUAUAUUUAGUCACUAAUCUUGAGUGAACAUUGUAAAAACUUCUUAUUGCAUUUUUACCAGGUUGCAAAAUGCAAGGCCAAACAUCUGAGCCUCCCAAAUGAAGGAAUGUGUGUCUCAGUGACAACAGCAAAGGGUCAUGGGAUGCGGCGUGGGAAAAUCAGAGCCACGGCCGGAUAAAUGUGACCAAGUGAGCAUCUCGGUUCCAGGUGAAUUCCUGUUUUUAUUUAAUCACAUUUUCAUGCUUUGCCCGUGGAAACGUCUCAGUUGACAGUGUUUGACCGUCUUUACUGUGUUGUGUGCUGCUCUGUGAAGCUGCCACCGGUGAGUCCUUCGGCCCAGAACCAACUGGAUGUUCGGACCUGUUUUUACUGCCUACUCAACCCUGUCCGCCUCCAGCCAUCAGAGCCGCUCUGCUGAUCCAGCGCUGGUACCGUCAAUAUGUGGCGCGACUGGAGAUGAGGCGCAGGUGCACGUGGAACAUCUUCCAGUCCAUCGAAUAUGCCGGAGAACAAGAUCAGAUCAAGGGAAUCUGAUCUCUCACAUCUUUCACGAGAAUGAAACGUGCCGCGACGUCGAAUGGGAGACGUGCGUCUGCUACCAGAGCGUCGAGGUUCCCGACAGCUACGGCGGCCCCCGUCCGACCUUCCCCAUGAGCUUCUGCGGCGUGUCGGGGCUGCUGGAGGCCUUCAAGCGAAAACAACAGCUCCACGCUCGGUACGUGCUGCAGCUCCUCGGAGAAACCUGGAGGCUCCUCAGGGUGCUUCCCAAUAUCAACCACGUCGCCGCCCGCCGCUCCAGGGAGAUCACCAUAUGUGGGGACUUGCACGGGCAGCUUGAGGACCUAUUGCUGAUCUUCUACAAGAACGGUUUGCCGUCCUCAGAGAAACCGUACGUCUUCAACGGGGACUACGUGGACCGUGGGAAAAGCUCCCUGGAGAUCCUGCUCAUCCUGUUCGGCUUCCUGCUGGUCUAUCCCAACGACGUCCAUCUGAACAGGGGGAACCACGAGGACCACAUUGUUAACCUGAGGUAUGGUUUCACUAAAGAGGUUCUGGCAAAGUACAGGGUGCAUGGCAAGAAGAUCCUGAAGCUGCUUCAGAAGAUCUUCAGCUGGCUGCCGUUGGCCACGGUGAUCGAUCACAAGGUGCUCGUCGUGCAUGGAGGGAUCUCUGGCGACACCGACCUCCACACCAUAGCCAGAAUGGACAGACACAGAUAUGUUUCGGCCCUCAGGCCGUCUAAAACGACCCGGCACGUAUUCAGAGGCUGCAACAACCCGGCAGCGAACAGCAGGGAUGGUUCUGACGGUCGACGCCGAGCGUGGUCUUUGACUCACCGCAGCUCUGCACCGGGUCACAAACACAGUCAACGCAGCUGGUCGGUGGAGGAGGAGCUCAAGAGGAGGCGCAGACUCGCUGGGUUCGACCAGUCCUACGGAGACCUAAAAAAGGCUGACUGGGACUCAGACCCAGACUCUGGGGAGACUAUGGAGACAGAUGAGCACGAGUGGAAACAAAUAGUGGAUUUGCUGUGGAGUGACCCAAUGCCCCAAAACGGCUGCAUUGCCAAUGAGGUGAGAGGCGGGGGCUGUUACUGGGGGCCGGACGUCACCGACGACGUGCUGGGAAGACACAACCUCCAGCUCCUCAUCCGUUCCCACGAGUGCAAACAGGAUGGAUACGAGAUCUGCCACAACCGCAAAGUGGUGACCAUCUUCUCAGCGUCUAACUACUAUGAGGUGGGCAGCAAUAGAGGAGCCUACAUACGCAUGGGUCAGGAUCUGGUCCCGCACUUCAUUCAGUACCAGGCCAGUCACACUUGCAGGGCGCUGUCCCUGAGGCAGAGUGUUGGAUGGACAGAGAGAUCCGCUCUGCGAGCUCUGAGGGAACAGCUGUUCGUGCACAAGUCCGAUCUCAUCGCCGCCUUCCAGGAGUUCGAUCCCGACAGCACAGGGACCAUCUCUCUAAGCCACUGGGCCAGUGCCGCUGAGAGCGUCCUGCAGCUGGGCCUGCCCUGGAGGGUGCUGCGCUCUCAGCUCGUCGGCAACACGCAGCACGGAGCGGUGGACUACCAGCAGUGGAUCAGGGAACUCUCCAUCACGGAGCCCCAGCUACAGAUCUCCGACACCAGUAUUCUAGAGACAAUGUACAAAAACCACUCCAACCUGGAAACCAUCUUCCGGAUUAUUGACACAGACCACUCAGGUCUAAUCUCUUUCGAGGAGUUUCGUCAGACCUGGAAGCUCCUGAGCUCCCAUCUCAAGACCGAGAUCAGUGAAAAGGCCAUUGCAGACCUGGCUCAGAGCAUCGACUUCAACAAGGACGGAAGCAUCGACAUAAACGAGUUCCUGGAGGCUUUCCGGCUGGUAGAACUCUGUGCACACACCUGAGGACUACAACCAGUCAUCGUAGCUGUACAUGCUGCAUAGAACAAGUAAAACUAUAACAGAC